AUGGCAACAAACAUUACCUUCCACCCAGGAAAUGUAACCUAUGACGAGAGGAGCUCGCUUUUGAGCCAAAAAGGUGUAACUAUUUGGCUUACUGGCCUCUCUGCGUCGGGAAAAUCAACGAUUGCCACGGCUUUGGAGCAACACCUGCUGCACUUGAAGAAGUCCGCUUUUCGCCUCGAUGGCGACAAUAUUCGCUUUGGCUUGAACAAAGAUCUGGGAUUCUCUCCUAAGGAUCGUGAGGAAAAUAUCCGUCGUAUUUCUGAGGUCGCUUUGUUGUUCGCCUCCUCGACAGCCAUCACUAUUACUUCAUUCAUUUCGCCCUACAAAGCCGAUCGCAACUUUGCUCGCGAGAUUCACUCGAAGCAUGACCCUGCCCUACCUUUCGUUGAAGUGUUUGUCGAUGCUAGCAUUGAGGAGUGUGAAAAGCGCGACCCGAAGGGUUUGUACAAGAAAGCGAAGGCUGGUGAAAUCAAGGGUAUGUGUCCUUUUGACGUUCUCACACUAGAAUUCACUGGUAUUUCGGCCCCGUACGAAGCGCCUGAAAAGCCCGAGAUUCACAUAGAUGCGGACAAAUGGACAAUCGAGCAAAGCGUCCAGCACAUCGUGGAGUACCUUCAGACCAAGGGUUACCUUUGA
Molecule: messenger RNA, 636 nt
Organism: Malassezia sympodialis ATCC 42132
Lineage: Eukaryota; Fungi; Basidiomycota; Malasseziomycetes; Malasseziales; Malasseziaceae
Gene: MET14
Exons: 2
Coding region: 1-636 (211 amino acids)
Biological process (GO): sulfate assimilation
Molecular function (GO): ATP binding; adenylylsulfate kinase activity
Source: RefSeq, a predicted model, not a curated record